AUGCCACUUAUUGCCUUUUGGACAACAUUUCCGAGGAAGAAGACACGUUGUGAUGAAGAAAUAACAGGUCUUCUGCCCGGUGCAGAAAGAUGUGCUUAUCAGUGCAAACUCAUAGAUAGACAAGAAGAGAAACUCUACACUCAAAGCGCUUCUGCCUAUCUUUUUCAUGGAAGUCUCUUCAACCAUUAUGACUUACCGAAACCAAGUUCAAGAUAUUUGAACGUUCUUCUGCUGAGGGAAGCGCCUAUACGAGUGGAGAUGUGGUGGGGUGGACAAAUUUAUAAGCUGUUCAUGGCGCUUAGGAAAAAGACCAAAGGCUCCUUGUUUUUUAUUUCAAACUGUAGGACGCCUUCAAGACGUGAAAGAAAGAUCAGAGAAUUGAGCAAAUUUACCGAAAUUACUGCAAGAGGCAAAUGUGAAAAGUUCUUUUCCAUAAAUGGCAGCGCAGAAAGCUAUAACUGCAAGUCCGAUUGCACGGAUGACGAUUUGAUAGCUACUCAUCGCUUUUACAUUGCAUUCGAGAACAGCAACUGCGAUGAUUACAUAACGGAAAAGUUUUAUUCUCGUAUCUCAAAACUGCUUGUCCCGGUGGUUUCGGAACGUCGAAUAUACAGAGGCAUUCCAUCAUACUCUUUCAUAGCAGCAGAUGACUUCAGUUCUCUUCGAGAUCUGGGAAACUACCUGAAUUAUUUGCGUAGAAACGACACCGCAUACCUCCGGUUAGUUCUACAUGUGAUUUAA
Molecule: messenger RNA, 741 nt
Organism: Cylicocyclus nassatus
Lineage: Eukaryota; Metazoa; Nematoda; Chromadorea; Rhabditida; Strongylidae
Source: the annotation of a GenBank genome assembly